CUCCAAUCAUCAAGUCUUAAAAGAAAGAAAGGUUCAUGUACAUCAUCACAAAUAUUAACAAAGUGACAACAGAAUAGGAUUCGUUCAGCUCUGUAUGUGAUGAAUACACGGUUUUACGAAAAAGAUCGACGGGAAUAACAUAGAUUGCAUUUCAACCUAACACAACACCCACCUACGUCAACUCUGACCAAUCAAAAAAAUAUUCUAACUUCACCAAACUAGUGUCCAUCAAUACACAGCGUGAGCGUGUGAGGAGAAACAAUCCUAAAGAAUGUAGCAUAAAACAUAUAUAUCAACUAGAGUUUAAACUCCGGGCAUUGGAAAGAGUCUUUAUUCAGAUUCUGCUACUUUUCUUUGUAAACAAUAUCUUGAGCCUCGAGGGAAUCCAAAGGAGGAAGGUUAUCUAUAUAAACAAACCAUGAUGCAGUAGCCUUCAUAAUCAUACUAAAGCCUGAUAUUUGUUUAUCUUUUUACCCCCAAAACAUAUACAUGUCGAAUUUGAGUUUCCUAAGGUUCAACUAUAGCUUCUCAUGGAAGCCCUCCUCUUCACGGAAUCAUUUAGCCCAGAAGAACAGCUUCAUUUCAAGACAGACAUCGAAUAAUGAAGGACAAAGUUUCCGACCAAAAGAAGAGGAAAUGAAAUGGGUGUUCCAGAAAUUUGACACCAACAAAGAUGGCAAGAUCUCACUUGAAGAAUACAAGGCUGCUGCAAGGGCUUUAGAUAGGGGCAUUGGGGAAGCUGAAGCAGCGAAGGGUUUUAGGGUGAUGGACUCUGAUGGGGAUGGCUUCGUUGACUUCAAAGAGUUCGUGGAGAUGGUCAACGGAGAGGGUAGGAUUAAAGAAGCGGAUAUCAAGAAUGCUUUUCAAUUGUUUGAUUUGAACGGUGAUGGGAAGAUCAGUGCUCAGGAGUUGUCCCAAGUUCUCAAGAGGCUAGGAGAGAGUUGCAGCCUUAGUUCAUGCAAAAAAAUGGUGAAAGGAGUGGAUGGAAAUGGAGAUGGUUUCAUUGACUUGAACGAGUUUACGAGGAUGAUGAUGAAUGGGCAGAAACUAGGCUAAGUGUUCUGUGUUUCUGUCAUUCGUGUCUUAAGAAAUAUUUUCUUUCUUUUUCUUUUCUUGAGUGCUACAGUAGUUUGUUGGUCAUAUGUAUGAGAUUAACAUAGUAACAGGUGUAAUGGUUCGUAUGUAAAUGUAUAUGGUAAAUGUUAUAAUGUUAUUCUGUCUUUGAUUCCCU
Messenger RNA from Vigna radiata var. radiata (mung bean), 1231 nucleotides. Its product is annotated as calmodulin-like protein 1. Gene Ontology annotation, molecular function: calcium ion binding. NCBI's taxonomy places the organism in Eukaryota, Viridiplantae, Streptophyta, Magnoliopsida, Fabales, Fabaceae. The transcript has a single exon. Bases 490 to 1056 code for a protein of 188 amino acids. The record is from RefSeq and is a predicted model, not a curated record.